AUGCACGACGCUGGACAUAACAGCAUGUACGGCACGGACAGCAUGCACGCACAGCCCGAUGCAAGGGGUAUGAUGGGUGACAUGAAUGGGGAGAUCAUUGUCACAAAGCUUUUUUCCAGUCGGCGAGAUCUCGACCACCUCGCUUCUGCGCAGGAUUUUUCACGUCGGUUCGACUCGAACUGGGGAAGCUACCGCUUCGCCGGCGCGGACGGCUAUGGCGGUUCCCUGUAUGGCGCGAACAGCGCGGCCGGCGGCUCCCUAAUGAACCUCAGUGGGAAACCCGGUACGUCAUCCAUGAUGAACGGAGGAACAGGGGCCGCUGGCAUAGGUCCAGAUGGAAACGACGGCCGCACCGCACACGAGAAGAUGCCGGCAUCUGGGGAUAAGGAAGCAGUAACUAGGGAGGCUGCGGACGAGCGCAUCGACGCCUCUCGUAACGUCCGGCGAAGUGGUGUGGCGGACACGGACGCGUCCAAGCCGCCUGGCAAGUCGACACCGAGCACGAUGAAGCCCAGCAGCGCAGCGGACCAAGGUGGCAAGGCGCACGACGCGCCGAUUCAGUCUUCAACCGAAGCAAGCGACACGACCAGCAGGAGCAAGGACGUGUCCGGUGGUGCGCCUGACAAGAGGCCAACGACCAGCACGCAGCAGGCAGCCGAACCGAAGCCGACGCAGGCGGGCGCCACUGAUUGCUGCAUGGCAGCUCUUCAGACGGCCAAGGGGCGUGCAGGCAAGGGGGCGAGGACCAUGAAUGCGCAGGAAACGAGACCCCUCGCGACUGAGCCGAUCGAUGACAUUCCGCUUCUGGCCGACGACGUCCGACCGAAGCCGAAGUCGACCGCCCUGAAGGAACCGGCGCCGUCUGUGGUGCCGUUGGAGCUGCCCGUUAAGGGAGAGCCGCAGCUGACGACGGCGAAGAUGCCCGCGUCGAAGCCGUCGGAGCCGCCAAACGAGGCGACAGAAGCUGCCCACACCGUAGACAGUAGCUCAACUAUCAACGGCGAGGGCCGCCCCGCUCGCCCACGCAGCCGCCAGGCAGCACGCUCCGUCAGUCGCCUCACCUCGAUGAGCGUUGUUGAGUUCCCAGUGGCGGAGGAGGUGAAUGAUGAGAUGGUUGACGGCGGCCUCCACGACCCGGAGAAGGAGGCGGCUCUCCGCGCCGAGCAGCGCCGCGAGCGCGAGGACGCUGCCCGUGCGGCGCGCGAUGAGCGCCAGCGUCAGCAGCAACUGAUUGAGGAGGCGCAGAAGCAGCGCGAAGAGGAGGCGCAGAAGCGGCGACAGAAGAAAGAGGAUGAGGCGCGCCAGCGGAAGGAGAUGCUGACGAAGAUGGACGAGGAGCGCAAGCGCGAGCGGGAUGCUGCCUUUGCUGCGCGCGAGCGCCAGCGCGAGGAGGAGAAGCGCCGCUUCGAGGAUAUGAAGCAGCUCGAGGAAGCGAAAGAGGCCGCGCGUGCCGCCGCCCUGAUAGCGGAGCGGCAACGCAAGCUCGAAGCGGAGAAGACGGAGGCAGAGGAGAAGACGGCCCGCAGCGCCUCGCGUCAACGGAGCCGACGUCCUACCAGUCGACCUAUCUCCCGCCUGCGCGGCGCGAUCCCGGAGCAGCCUCCGGAUGUGACGGCUGGGCAGAUAAAAGACACGCUAGCAGACGAGGCCUUGGGGAAGUCAACGCACUCCGACAACGAGGGCCACCACUCCCACGUCGCACAGGCACCGCGUGCGGCACAAGCCGAUGGCAAGGCCGAGCCUGUGGCGGAGGGGCGGUACACAUCUAAGUCGCCGGCAGAUGUGAGGUGUGCGUCAUCGACCCCGGCCGAGGUGCGGGAAGAACGUGCCACUCGAUCACAGCGUUCACAGUCGCCCCUGCUGCAGCAGAGGCAGCCAGCCUCGGCAGGAGUGAUGAGUGAGCCGCCGAGCAACAGCACCGCGCCUGCGCCGCCGAGCUCGAACCGGACGCCGCAGUCGCAGGCGUCCAAAAACUCGGGCCGCUCUCAGCCGAAGGAGGACAAAUCUGCGUCCGCCGUGGGCAAGAGCAGCGCCUCUCGCCCCCCAAACAUGGUCAAGACACUGGUGCUUGUGGAGGAGUUGCGCGACAGCAACCACGCCUUGACGAUGACGGACAACUCCAUCAGCUACAAUGGGCAGACUAUCGAGGUGACUGAAGUGAAGACACGUCUGGAGGACAACUUUAACUACCACUCCAGCGUCGUCCACGACGUCUCCGAGGCAGUGUGCAGCGGUUACAAUGCUGCGGUGCUUGCUGUGGACGCUCCGAACACCGCCGGCCGCUUUGACUCGCCCGUCUGGUCUAUCCUCAACCGCAUUGUUCGCACGUUGCUGCACGAGAAUAGCAACAAGGCCGGCCAGCUGCGCUCCGACUUUCAGCUGACGUGCGCCAUCGGGUACCUCUACAAAGACAAGGUGAAGGACCUGCUGACGAGCGCUGAGCUGGAGGCGCCGUUCACGAAGAUCGGCGUGAACCCGUCGCCGAUCUACGGUCCGCGCUUGACAAACCUCACCUAUGACGCCGUCACGGAACCUACCGUGUUCGAGGACGUGCUCACCACCACGCUCUCGCGCGCCUCUGAGGAUGCGGCAAUACAGAGUCUGACGGAGGGUGUCAUGGCUGCGUUUGUGCUCAUCAUGCAGACCCGCGAGACGGACGACAAGCCGGACAUCUAUCUGUCGUCUCUCGUGGUGGCCACGGCCGGUGACGACACUUUCCCAUACCAGUCAGCGAUCUCACACACCCGCAACGAGUACGCGACGGUGUUCCACCUGGUCCUCGGUGGUCCAAGCUGCACCUGCUUCAUGCUGAACAUUGCCGACGACGACAACAUCCGCAAGGCAGGUGAGACAGAGGAGUCGAUGCAGCAGAGGAUUGAGCGUGUGCUAGGGCUGCUGCAGAAAAUGUCUGCACUGCCAAACUACGACUUGCGCAGCGGUUCUGUGAAGCGCUUCAUCAAGUACGUUGAGCUGUCCCAUACAAACGCGCAGGCACGACUGGAUAAGGAAGAGGAUGAUGUGCAGCGCCGCAAGGUAGAGCGCUAUCUCCGUGAACAGGAGCGACUCCUGCAGGACGCCUACCGCCUGCUGCAGGAGUGGAACAUCAACUGCGGCGAGGGGCUCUAA
Leishmania mexicana MHOM/GT/2001/U1103 is the source of this 3126-nucleotide messenger RNA. RefSeq lists its product as hypothetical. The transcript has a single exon. Bases 1 to 3126 code for a protein of 1041 amino acids. Lineage: Eukaryota; Euglenozoa; Kinetoplastea; Trypanosomatida; Trypanosomatidae. The record is from RefSeq and is a predicted model, not a curated record.